CUGGUUUGGAGAAGUCAGCGGGACCGCCCUCUUGACCGCGACUGUCUACAGAGUAGCUGCGAUGCAAGAAGAAGCGAGUGCUCUCUUCAAUGGUUCCGCGCAAAAGGUCAGAGACACGCAUCCUGACAUCAAGAAGCCGGUCUCCAACGAGAUGCUCAAAUGGGCAGACGACAAUCGAGCGGCCAUUGCCAAACACGUGUCAAGCAACGGCGUGGCCAGUCCAGUAGUCAAUCCUCUGGGCUGGGGAGACCGAACGCCUUAUACCAAGGGGAGUGCAGAAGGCGAAAGCUUUCUCGUGAUGAUGUACUCUGCCUGGAGGGACUGUAUUGUGGCCGGAGCUCAUCACUGAAUGCGAACCCGAGGUUACUCUAUCGGGAACUACAUCGUCGGUGUAAUAUGUCGGACUCGUAGACGCUGUCUGGCAACCUCAAGCGCGGGAUCAUGUCCUUCAAGUCCCCAACGAGAUUCAUCUAGCAAGGCAACACGCAACACUUUGACUCGCCCAGUCACGAUCAAGCAAUCAAACAACUUCCGACCCCUCCACAGCAGAUCCGCCAGCGUCUCCCAUCAUCAUCAUCCUCACAAGUGGAAGAACGAACUCCUCGACAACGAAGAAAAUUCCUCGACCUACCAGACGAAAAAAUCCGCAACAUCAGAAAUCUACGAAAUUCUCACAGGAAAAUUUCAACCUCCAAUUUCUCCACCAACAACCCUCCUCACCAUCAACAUCAACAUCGCCACAACCCCAUUUCGGGCCUCCUUCUAAAAACCCACCAAUGCCCGCCAAAAAUACAUUCCCAUCUUGCUCUCCACGGCUCAUGGUCCACCCACCCACCCAC
Messenger RNA from Sphaerulina musiva SO2202, 839 nucleotides. RefSeq lists its product as uncharacterized. NCBI's taxonomy places the organism in Eukaryota, Fungi, Ascomycota, Dothideomycetes, Mycosphaerellales, Mycosphaerellaceae. The coding region runs from base 350 to 766 and encodes 138 amino acids. The record is from RefSeq and is a predicted model, not a curated record. The transcript has 3 exons.